GACACGCGGUACACACAGGUCGGGAGCAUGGAGGUUGAGGCCGUCCGCGGAGCCACAGAGGCUUACCCUGUGGACAUCCUGGAGGAUGACCCCGACGGCUAUCAGUCUGCUGCACAGGUUUACUACGAUCUGCUCAGGGAAGGAGCCCCGAGCUCAACAGAGGUUUUCUCCCUUCCCACAGGGGAGCAGGUCAGACUUGAAACUUCAUCUCUUUGUUUUUGCACUCUGUACCGUGACGAACCUCAACAUAAAAUACUGGUUCUGGUUAAUCCCCAGGACACAAAGACAGUCGUGGCUGUUUACCUAAAGGAAUCCUGGUGGUCCACAGAAGACGUCCUGAGAACUUCUGAUCCCACAAGGGAAGGGCUUGUGAAGGUUCAGUCCUUUGGGGAAAGGAUUGUACUUUUUGUUCUCAACACCAUUGUUUUUGGAAGACUGGAGAGAAGCCUGGACGAUGAUGACAUGUUUUUCUUACCUCACCCCUCGAAGGAGCAAGCGAAGAUUCUGUGGCGAGAUGGAGCGGCAGUUGGAUUUUACUCAAUCAAAAUGAAAGGCAGCCUCUGUGGUGAUGGCACCAGUGCAUGCUACCUGUUGCCUGUCUUCGACACUGUGUUUGUGAGGAGGAAGAACCGUUGCCAAGGCCUGGGGACAGCCAUGCUGAAGGACUUCUGUGACACCUUUUCAGAAGAGGAAGCCCUGGGUGUUAGCUGUCCCGUAUCUCCUGCAAUGUACAAAGUCCUCAGACACUUCCUGUUGACCUGUCCAAGCGAGAGAGGUCGCCUGUGGGAGGUGGAGCCCCCAGGGGCCUGGGGCCAGCGUGUCAACAUCUGGCUCAAGGUUUCUCUCCAGGAGGCCAGACUUCAAGAUGGGAGCACAGUGCGCUCUGAAUGCUCUGAAGAGGACACGGACACUCCCAGGGAGACUUCUCAGGAUGAUGGACCCACAAGGUUAGGUCAUGGAGAAAGCGCCAAGGAGUGGAUCACCAGAAAACUGGAAAAGACACAGGGUGACCAAGAAUGUGUCCCAAGAGAGGGGGAAGCUGGGAUGUCCCUGAGACCCCCCUGGGAUGAGAUGGAGGGAAGAGGAGCCAAGAGGACAGUGGCUGUCACUGAGCUCGUUGGUGAACCAUGGCGGAAGUGUGUGCGGCAAACUCCUAACUCCUCAGAUGUCCAUCUGGCUUCACCAGCAUCCGAGCCUAAGAAUUUUAUGUGGCCCUGAAUAGUCUUGAAGAUGGUCCUGAAGACUGUGUGGAUCUGCCUAUCUCUGGCUCCUUUAGUAGGCUCUGAGAGUUUGAAAAAGUGCUUGGGUAAGCCAAUUACUAGAUGGAAGCCACUCUCACGAACCUACUGUUUGCAGAGCCAAGACUUUAGAAGCUCGUUUGUUAAAACUACCAUUGCCUCCACUCCCCAGGAGUAUGGUAGGGAGGUGCAUGGGACAUGUGAAGGGAUCAUGAAUAUAUUUCCUUAGUGGAAAUGGGCCCAGAGCCGGCCAUGGUACCCAUCUGUGUUGCACAGUCAGCCCUGUUGUAACCUCAGAACUUGACAGCAGAGGUUUUCGGGGAGACAAGUCUCUUCUCUGGGGAUUUGUCAGUCACUUCAGAGCUCCUGGAGGGUAAGCACCAGGGCUGGAUGUGCCAAGGCCAGAUGGUGGCCGCCGUGGGUCUUGGCCUGUAAUCUGCCCAUGCUGCCUUCAAUGCCUUGGGUCCAGCUGACUGAAUGUGGGGAUGGAUUUCUGCCAGAGAAAGCUGCUCUGGCUCUCUGCGGUCCAUAAAUGGUCAAACUACAUAUGCUUUGGGACCUUUUAUAUUCAUCAAAGCACUCAUUUCUACAUGUAUAUGCAUACAUAUAUACAUCUUUCCUUUUCUCUCUUCUCCGUUUUCUUCACCUCUUCUUCUCUACCUCUUCCCCUACCCAUUUAUCUCUCUCUCUCUCUCUGUAUAUAUAUAUAUAUAUACACACACACAUACUUACUUCUAUAGCCCCCACAGUCUGUCCUCUGUGGCUCCUUCCCUACCUCCAUCCAACUCUCCAUCCAUCCAUCUAUCCAUCUAUCCAUCUAUCCAUCUUUCCAUCCACCCAUCCAUUCAGUGUGCUUUCUGUGGGACAAACUCUGUGCGGUGCUUGGGAGGUCGAAUUGAGGUUUGACUUCAGCCCCAGGGAGCUGCUGUCUCUGGACGGGAUGCUCUUGGUUGUCUAUUGCAGUCUGCAUCUUCUCAUACCCACUGCGGAAGGGAGGGUCCCAACCACAAGGAAGCAGAACUUGCAGCCCUGUACGGGGAUAUCACAAGGCCCCCGUUCACAGAUGGGGUCUGUGAAGGAAGGCCAGGCUCCGGACAUGGACUGAGCAUCUGAGGGGUGCUUUGUGUGGGGCCCCACUCAUUCUUUAACAUGCAGUUCAUGUGUUGUGAAGAUUUUGUACUUUCUGUUUAUAUGAAAAUUAACUCAUAAGUAUCUCCGGGAUUUAAUAAAGUUAUUAUUCAGUAAGACCAUCUAAGUAUUAAUA
Messenger RNA from Psammomys obesus (fat sand rat), 2502 nucleotides. RefSeq names its product protein FAM169B-like. The coding region runs from base 28 to 1218 and encodes 396 amino acids. The transcript has 9 exons. Lineage: Eukaryota; Metazoa; Chordata; Mammalia; Rodentia; Muridae. The record is from RefSeq and is a predicted model, not a curated record.